Messenger RNA from Symbiodinium pilosum, 516 nucleotides. The record is from the annotation of a GenBank genome assembly. Lineage: Eukaryota; Dinophyceae; Suessiales; Symbiodiniaceae.
AUGGGGCUCUCCACUUCCUGUGCUGGCAGCUCUCCGCACUCUUCCAGGCCGAAUGGUGACUGCCGCACAGAAGCCGUCCUGGCUUGCAGCCAGCAGUGUUCAAAGGAAAGCACUCGAGACAUGAAGGGUUUCCAUGAGGUCAAGACGACUUCGUGGUCUCCUGCCCAGAGCAAGAAGCAGCUUCAGCAGGCUCAGCGCGUGGUUGAUCAAACCUUGCAAGUGCUGGCGAUGGGAGUUCCUGUUCGACUUCCACACAAGGAUGUGGAGCACAAACUUUGCGUAUCGCAGGACUGUAAAACAUUGGAGCUGCACAUGGGGUCAGGCGACACAGGGCAGCAGAUGCGGAUACCGCUGAGCCAGGUGGUGGACAUCAGCUUCGGAGCCAGUCCGGAUAGCCUGGUGCUACGCUUCAGCGAUCCAUUGUGCAGGGAAGCCCUGGAGCUGACAUUCUUGGACGAGGAUCAGCGCUUGCAGGUGGCAUUAACCUUGAAGGUGCUGAGGGCAAGGUUGCAAUGA